AUGGCGAAGAGGACCGCUUACUCCAACACUCAACCACGUUACCUUGAAGUGUGGCUAUUCGAGGCCGUGAAUGAUAUUUGGAAGGGGCUGGCUCAACGAGUGCGAGAGUCCCAUCCCGUGGUGCCCUGGGUAGGUGACCAGACGAAGUUGAUGGUAUCCUCGCGCGAUCCGGUUGUCAAUGACGUUGGUCAGUGUAAAGGCAACUGUCUGGGUGUCUUGGGUUGGAAGGGAGACGUCAUCGUCACGAAUGUCACAUUCCACAACAAUCUGAGUGCCUCCGCACACCUCUGCCGCAGUCUCUACAACCGAUCACGGACUUCGACGCACGGGAUUGGUUUGCGAUUUACUGACAGGUUUGCAACUGUCGGCAGUGGUGUCUGUCAUCAGUGUUCCAAGAACAGCCACGAGGAGAAAACCAUGACUCGGAGUGCUGAGUUGAUUGAUGAGGAAUCAUCGGAACCCGAAGCUCAACCUCUUCUGCAAUUCAAAGCCGGGAAGAUGAGAACGAACGAGGAUCAAGGCGUAGAAGCGGACAUUCGAAAGGGGUGUGUUUAUGUCUACCAAACAAUCAGCGACAAGGGUGUGCAUUUUUGUUGGUUUGACCGAAGCACAGGCCAUAUUGAAGAGAACCUUGUCCUCACCCCAGGAGAGGCGGAAUUCAAGCAUGUACCCCACUACUCGACUGGACGUGUGUAUGUGCUUAACCUGAGGGAGCAACAGCGUGGCGUUUUCCUGUGGAUGCAGGAACCUGACUCAAAUAAGGACUCGCAGAUUUGCGAGAUGGUGAACAGGUUCAUCAACUGUCCACCCACCCCUUCCAAUAGCUGGAUGGACUUUGUCCGAGGAGUCCGUGGGCUCUCAAACCUAAGCGACUCCGAGCUCCAAAACAUACUGAUGAUGGGUGCCGCGCUUAAUGACGAAAUUGUCUCUGAUAGCGAAAGUUCUGGACAGGCGUCGCCCGUGCCAACAGAAAGCCAUGCGAACUCCAGUCCUGUGGAGUCGCCGAUAAUGUCUAUGGCCUCACCUACACCGGUCGCCAUUACUGUGCCAAAUUCGGAUUUGUUGUCUGACAACACGACUCCACUCGGGAUGCAUUCGCUCAUGUCCUCUAUUGGAGGGUCAUACCAACGGCCGCACAUCAAUAUGACAGGGGAUCCCGCGGCGGUGUUGGGUCCCGUUCCAGUGCAGGAUUCACCCACUGACUCAGAGGAUCCAGAGUCCUCGUCGGUGGACGAUUUCGUUGACGAUCUCUACACUCCCCGAAUCGAUGCUGCCUUAAAGGCCUUUACAGAAGCCUUUGAAUCGGGUCAAAUGGGACCAGUCAUUGCUCAAUUGGGCCUAGGCGAAGAGGCCACUGAAGCAGCCAACGCUGGUGAUCUGGAGGCUUUCGCAGAAGCGUUGAAUGUGACGUCGUUUAUGGAGCCAACAUCUGAUGAAUCGUCGACUGAGGACAAAGAGGAUUUGGUGGAUAAUGAGGAUAUAAUAAGUGGUGGCGAUAGUGAUGUGACGGAUUCCGCUUCUAUUUGA
Mesocestoides corti is the source of this 1527-nucleotide messenger RNA. The record is from the annotation of a GenBank genome assembly. Lineage: Eukaryota; Metazoa; Platyhelminthes; Cestoda; Cyclophyllidea; Mesocestoididae.